AUGGCGUUUAGGCGUAGUCUUUGCAAUAGAGUAACCAUAAUGGCUAGACGAUAUCAACCAUCGUUUGCUUACGUUCUCCAUGAAGAUGACCGUAAAAAUCAACCUUCGAAUGAGUUCCAAUCUCAUAAAAAACCUGCUUUUCUUCCUAGCCCCGGCAUGUCCUUUUAUCGGCAUAUGUCGACUACGGGUAUUGAUAAGCCAGAUAAGUUUGAGCUCAUCGGUGAUGUUGUGGAUGUUCUUAAGGAUACUGCUGUUGAAGCAGUGGCUUCGCAAGCUCCUGCCGUGAAUGAGGUUGCCGUUGCUGGUGCUGACUGUUGGUUACCUGUUGCUAGCUUGCAGUAUGUUAUUGAUGCUGUUCAUUCUUUUACCGGCUUGAACUGGUGGGCCUCGAUAGCAGUGACAACACUUUUGAUUCGAGGAGCAACUCUUCCGCUUCUGAUAAAUGAACUUAAAGCUACUACGAAAAUGACUGUGUGUAAUUUUACUUGUUUUUGUUUCAUUUUUCUGCCCUCACUCUCCUUUUUCUCUGGUGUGCUCUUUCGUCUGUAUCCAUUGUCAAUUUUAUGUGUAGCACUCAUGUCUAUAUGCAAGACACUGUUUUUAUGUUUCCUUGUAAUUUUUGAAGAAUUAAGCAUAUCCUUUGUUUAUGCUAAUAUGUAUCCACAAUUCAAUAAUCUCACUGACAUUUUUGAUAACCGUAGGGGCAAGUGUACUUUUUUUCUCGAUGAUAUUAAAAUAUGGAACAAUGUUACAGUAUACAUUUUUCUAUUUUUUAAUCGGAUUUACUUAAUAUGUCUGCAGUGUAACAUGCAAGAUGGUAUGGAAGGGAAACCUGCUUCUGCAACUAAGAAAAUUGUGUCUAGUGUCCUUGCUAUUUUGACAGUUCCAUUUACCAUGAAUUUCCCAAAGGCCAUAUUUUGUUAUUGGAUUACAUCAAAUUUGUUUUCCAUCUCUUAUGGACUAGUGCUUAAGGGUCCCGGGGUGAAGAAGGCUUUAGGCAUUCCUAAAAUACCUGAUCAACCAGCGGCUACUGCACGACGAACUUCUAUCAAUCCGUAUUCAGUUCUCAAAAAAACUCUCCAACAAGCAAGAACAGCAGCAGAAGAAGAAUCUGCCUCAGUAUCUGCUGCACCAACAAAAUUAUCGAACCGAAGCACACCUUCUUCUUCGGCUAUCAAUCAACGGAUUAAACCUUUAGAGAAACAAGUAAAGGGAAAGAAGAAUAACAAGAAGAGGUGACCCGGAAGUCGAAAAUCACUCGUUAUAAAUCUUGUUAGGCUCCAUUGUUUGGGGUCAUCGGACAUGAAGUACACAUUGUUUAAUGAAUACAUUGAAUAAGUGCUGAAAUUGAGGUACAGAUAGUGUAAUAAAUACAUGGAUGGCCAUUGAAUGCAGGUGGAUAUACAACCAAUACUUAAAAGGUCA
This is a messenger RNA of Gossypium arboreum, 1425 nucleotides long. Its product is annotated as mitochondrial inner membrane protein OXA1-like. Bases 1 to 1239 code for a protein of 412 amino acids. Gene Ontology annotation, biological process: mitochondrial respiratory chain complex IV assembly; protein insertion into mitochondrial inner membrane from matrix. Gene Ontology annotation, cellular component: mitochondrial inner membrane. Lineage: Eukaryota; Viridiplantae; Streptophyta; Magnoliopsida; Malvales; Malvaceae. The record is from RefSeq and is a predicted model, not a curated record. The transcript has 6 exons. Gene Ontology annotation, molecular function: membrane insertase activity.